This is a messenger RNA of Musca domestica (house fly), 2156 nucleotides long. RefSeq lists its product as uncharacterized. The transcript has 4 exons. The record is from RefSeq and is a predicted model, not a curated record. NCBI's taxonomy places the organism in Eukaryota, Metazoa, Arthropoda, Insecta, Diptera, Muscidae. The coding region runs from base 1 to 1464 and encodes 487 amino acids.
AUGGAUAUAUAUGUGCCGGAGAUUGCAUUAAAACAGCCUAAGGCUGAUCCUCGUACAGUGCUUUUGCGAAAAAGAAAUUAUCUCGAUUCGCCCAAGGAUUGUCCGGCAACACAACAACAACAACAAAGAUCUCAUUUUAAAAUGUCAAAUAAAACACGGCCAAAUGUUACACAGACUGGAUGUCCGGAAUGUGAUAGGCUGCUGAAUGAUCAGUCAUUACCACAAGAUUACCACAAUCACCACUCCAGUUCAUCGCCAGCAUCAGCAUCGUCCAGCUCAACCUCGUCCCGGCCAGUAUUAAGAAUAGAAUCUCAAACGGCGAAUACAAUUGAAAAUCUCAAUACCACUACAUCACAUUCCAAAUUUUUUGUUAAUUUAUAUGAAUCCUGCCAUUUAAAGCAUUUCAUGUCAUUGCAUAGCCCUAGUGCAUGUUUAGAAAAUCUGUACAAAUUCCAAAAAACAAAAUUACUACUUAUCCUAUUAUUUAUUUAUUGUGCCAUAUCAUCGCUAUACCUACCAACCACACAAGCCAUACCCGUUCGUCGUACAACCACAUCUGGUCAGCGGCUAAUUUUACACUCGAACGUCUAUCGUGAGCGUUAUCAUCAAAAUUUGCUACACGAACAGCGGCAACAUCAACAGCAUCAGCAACAAGUAUUACAGAAAUUCCAUCAGUAUCAUCACCAGCAACAGCAGCAGCAACAGCAACCGCAUCACAAAACCCAACAUCGUUAUUCGUCACAACAUUUCCAACAAGUCCAAAGACCCUCAUCGUAUUUAGCGCCCAUACUGAGAAAAGUCCAUCGUCAUCAGUUGCAACAUCAUCACUUGCAUCAACGUGCUGCCCCCAUUGCCAGCCGAUCGGCCCAAUACAAAAUGAGUAAUUGUAGAAAUGAUGACACCUUCAACAUUUUGUAUUUGCAAAUGGAUGCAACGUUGCAGUUCAUAAAGGCCGUGUGUUCCAAAUAUUUGCAAACGCGUGAAAACAAAACAUUGGAUGAAAUGAACGAUACAUGGAGAUUACUCAAUUUGGAAAUUCGAAACCCCAGACGCCAGCAAGUGACGCUUGACAAUGAGCUCCAUCAGAAAAUGCAUGACUUCUAUUUGAAUCUACACAAUUUCCAACAACUGGCCGAGUUGGUUGAUCGGGACACCAACGAUAGCAAGGUCAGCAUUGAACAUGGCGAAGGGAUUCGCGUGGGUGUUAUAUUGGAGGCUUUCCAACAUCUGAAAACCGAAAUCACACGUAAUAUGCAGGAGACGGAAGGUGUUUUGAAAGCUUUGGCCAUUGACAAGCCCAACUUGGAGGAUAAUGUUGUCGAAUUCAAUACCACGCAUGCGCGGAGAUUACGUGACUUUCUCAUUAUCAAGGAAUUCAUUGAGGAUGUGGAAAGAGUUAAAGAUUUCCUGGAACAAUUCUGUAACAAAGAUAGCAACGGUUUUAGCAGUGGCGAUGAUGAGUAAAAACGGUGGCCAAAGUAGAAAUGUUGAACAUUUAUAUAUUUGUCCAAGAGAAAAAAAAACACACAAACACACAUAUUUAUGUGGUGAAAAUGCCAUGCCUGUAGAAGGAUAAAUACAUACAUACAUAAACAUAAAUUAAAUAGUUACAAAAACAAAACUACACACUCACACACAUACACACCCAUUAGUCUUAAGUAUAUUUGAUGUUCAAUCUAAAUUAUCUGAUGACCGUAGCCAGAAAAACACACUCACACACACACUUAAAAUGAUUGUACUUAAUUUUUUUUUUUUGUUACAUUGUUUUUGGUUUUCACAAAAAAAGGACUUAAAAUGGUUUUGCCAAUGAUUUUAAAUUUUUUAUUUGUUUCAAAACAAAUUAUUUUCUUAAAUGUAUGACAAAAUUUUUAAAUUCCAAUAGGAAUUCAUCCAAUUGGAAUAUAUACAUGCCACUUGCAGGACAUAGUUAUGAGCCACAUAGUAAAUUUAUGAAAUAUAGAUGUCGCUAAGUCGGAAUUUAAAAUCAUUAAAGUAUACUCCAGAAUUUUGGAAGAUUUUAAUUGGAAAAAAAAAUGACAAGAACUGAUUUUAAGUUCCUUUACUGGCGAGGGGCUCUCAAAUUCAUUUGAAACAAAACAAUUCUCUCACACGUUUUUCGGUUUUUUAUUUAUUUGUAUUGUUAUGACCACAUCUUA